Molecule: messenger RNA, 4036 nt
Organism: Magnolia sinica
Lineage: Eukaryota; Viridiplantae; Streptophyta; Magnoliopsida; Magnoliales; Magnoliaceae
Product: probable LRR receptor-like serine/threonine-protein kinase At3g47570
Exons: 4
Coding region: 1-3105 (1034 amino acids)
Biological process (GO): protein phosphorylation
Cellular component (GO): plasma membrane
Molecular function (GO): protein kinase activity; ATP binding; protein binding
Source: RefSeq, a predicted model, not a curated record
AUGGAGCUCCCACCAAUGACCCUAUGGGCAUUUUGGUCAUUUCUCCUUGUCUCUUCCACUCACGUUCCAUGCUUCUUCGGAUCAGCCGCUCACUUCUCCAACGAAACCGAUCACCUUGCUUUGCUCCACUUUAAAGAUCUGAUAACCGACAGUCCUCUCCAUUCCUUGACCUCAUGGAACCAUACUCUCCACUUCUGUCGCUGGCGAGGAGUCACAUGCGAUGGUCGCCAUCAUCCUCAAAGGGUUACUGCCUUGAAUCUCACAAACAAUAACUUGGUGGGCCCCAUAUCUCCCUUUAUAGGGAACCUCACCUUCCUCAAGAGAAUCGAUCUCGCAAACAACAGCUUCAGCGGACCGAUUCCUAAAGAGAUGGGCCAGUUGUUACGCUUGCGGUAUCUCAGUCUGGACAAUAACACACUCACCGGAGAAAUUCCAACAAAUCUGACCUACUGUUCGAAACUCGAAGUCCUUUAUCUUUACCAUAAUGGGUUGGUAGGGAGGAUUCCAACUGAGAUUGGCUCUCUAUCGAAACUCACUGAAUUGGUUCUUGGUGAGAACAAUCUUACAGGAAGCAUCCCACUUUCGUUUGGAAACCUUUCGUCUCUCUCUUUCCUUUAUCUCACAACAAACAGUCUGGAUGGCAGCAUACCAGAUGACCUUGGUCGGUUAGCAAGCUUAGAGGAGUUGGCCAUUGCUCAAAAUGAACUGUCAGGUAGGAUUCCACCCCAGCUAUACAAUCUCUCCUCUAUUAAGCUUUUGGACGUGGGAUUGAACAGAUUGCAUGGAAACCUUCCUCCUAACUUAGGCCUCACUCUUCCUAACCUCCAAGAGCUUUACGCUGGAACAAACCAAUUCACAGGACCCAUACCAAUUUCAUUAUCCAAUGCUUCAGGACUCGUAAUUAUUGACCUUGAUAGCAAUAGCUUUAGAGGAUCUAUAUCUACGAAUUUUGGAAGCCUCAAGGGUCUGUCCGAGUUACUUUUGUGGGGUAAUAAACUUGGAAUUGGAAAAUCUCAUGACCUGAUUUUUCUCGAUUCUUUGACCAAUUGCAGUAGCUUACGAGUUUUGCAGGUAGCCAGAAAUCAUCUAAGCGGUGUGUUGCCUAACUCCAUAUCUAAUAUUUCGACCCAACUGACUUGGCUAACUUUGGCAGAUAACAAGAUAUUCGGAAGCAUCCCAUCUGGGAUUCAGAAUCUUGUUGAUGUAACAGUACUGGAUAUGGGGUAUAACUUUUUAACAGGUACUAUUCCCGUUGGUAUUGGGAAGCUUAACAAGGCAAGAAAGCUUUUCUUUGAAGCAAAUGAAUUAUCAGGCCAAAUUCCGUCUUCCUUGGGCAACAUCUCCCAAUUGUUUCUGCUCAGUUUAUAUGAAAACAAUCUAUCCGGUAGCAUACCUUCAACAAUUGGCAAUUGCAAAAAUCUGCAAGGCAUAUACCUUGGCAGUAAUAAGUUCAACAGUAGCUUACCCAAACAACUCUUCAUCUUUCCAUCUUUGAUUGAACUUUCCAUUGGAAAUAAUGCUUUUACCGAUAGUUUGCCACUUGAAUUUGGUUACUUGAAAACUCUCUCGGCAUUGAUUGUUUCAAAUAACAAGCUGUCAGGAGAAAUUCCAAGCUCGCUAGGCAAUUGUCUCAGCCUAGAGUAUCUCUUAUUGGAUGGAAACUUCUUUCAAGAAUCAAUUCCUCCAACAUUUAGUACUCUAAGAGGCCUUCGAUCCCUGGAUCUUUCAGGCAACAACCUUUCUGGGGAGAUUCCAAAAUAUCUGGAGAAGCUUGCUCUAGAGGGACUCGGAAAUAAUAAGCUUUGUGGGGGUAUUCCAGAAUUAAAUUUGCCUCAAUGCUCUAGCCAAGCUUCCAAGAAACGGAGAAAGUCCCUUGCAUCAAAAGUAAAAAUCUCAGUUGUUGUUGUUGUCCUGUGCCUUAUGUUAGUAUCAUGUAUCUUUACCACUCUUUAUUGGGUAAGAAAGUCAAGAAGGAAACCUGUUGAUGUGCCUUCUGCGGAGGAUCCUUUCGUCACCAUGUCUUAUGGGGAACUCUUUAAAGCAACAGAUGGCUUCUCUUCUGCCAAUUUGGUCGGCACCGGAAGUUUUGGCGCUGUAUAUAAAGGGGCUCUAGAUCGUGAUGGAACUAUGGUAGCAGUGAAAGUCUUCAAUCUUCAACAACAAGGAGCUCUGAGGAGCUUCAUGGCUGAAUGCGAAGCGUUGAAAAACAUUAGGCAUCGGAAUCUUGUUAAGAUCUUAACUUGCUGUGUAAGCAUCGAUUUUAAGGGCAAUGAUUUUAAAGCUCUAGUUUACGAGUACAUGCCCAAUGAAAGUCUAGACAAGUGGUUGCACAAAGAUGGUGAUGACCAGCUUGGAAGGAACUUGAAGUUUACUCAAAUGCUAAACAUAGCAAUUGAUGUGGCUUCUGCACUGGACUAUCUGCACAAUCAUUGCCAAACACCAAUCAUUCAUCGAGAUUUAAAGCCAAGCAAUAUUCUUCUUGAUGAUGACAUGAUUGCUCGUGUGGGUGAUUUCGGGCUAGCCAGAUUCUUACCUGAGGUUGCUAAAACUAGCUCGGUUGGAAUCAAGGGAUCUGUUGGAUACAUCGCUCCAGAAUAUGCGAUGGGUAGUAAAGCAUCUACACAAGGAGAUGUUUACAGCUAUGGAAUCCUUCUAUUGGAGAUGAUCAUUGGAAAGGGGCCAACUGAUGGCAUGUUUAUGGACAAUCUAAGUCUUCAUCAUUUCGCUAAGUUGGCUUUGCCGGAACGAGUAAUGGAGAUUGUUGAGCCACAACUGCUUAUAGAAGACAAUGAAGUUACUCAAGGCAAUGGAAAUCAUAUCAAUACAAGGAAUAGAAUACAUGAAUGCUUGAUUUUAAUGGUCAUAAUCGGUUUGUUGUGCUCUUUAGAGUCUCCAAGAGAACGAAUGUGCAUGAAAGAUGUGGCUUCAGAAAUGCAUGCAAUCAAGAACCAAUAUCUCGGGGUCAGGAUUCACAGAGACAUGCAAGUUAGAUCACAAAUGUUAGAUGGAGGUGUGGAUAUUUGGACUCCUAGUGGAGCAUAUCUUUUGUGCUUUGUAAGCCAAGCGAGUGUAUCUGCAUCCCAAAGUGAGGUUUCCCCCCUUUAAGCUUAUCACUUGAGUUCAUUAAUCUUAUUAUAGAUGAUGUUUUAAUUACUUAUAUGUAGAACCUAUUGAGUUACUUGGUUAAUCUAUUUGUCUCAGUACAUGAAUAUGCUAAUCUUUUAUGCAAUUGACUCUUAAAUUGAAUAAUUGGCAUGACUCUUUAAUUCUAUUAAGAAUAAGUGACUUGAUUGUCACAUGUUAUCUCAAGUUAAAAAUAGGUUAAUUAAUUAUAUGUUUGCCACUUCUGAUUACUUGAUGAUAUUUCGGAGGUCCUUGAACUAGUGGACUUUUUUUCUAAUGGAUCAAAUGAAAAUUUUUGUGGACUUACCACCUUACAGAUCAUUUGGACCUAUGUGGCUUUUGGGGAUAAUCCAAUUUUAUUGCAUCCUUGGAUGGACUAUUUGCCUUAUGUGGUUUUAAUGGAAUAUUUGCCAUUUUGCAACUUGAUGAUUUAUUUUAUGCGGAGUUCGUUAUAAUUUCUAAGUGAUGUCGAAGUUCACGAGUUGAUUUUCUAUUCACCUCCCAGAGUUCACUUUUUAUUGUUAUUUUUUAGUGAAGUUGAAGUUCACUUGCUAAUUUUUUAGUCACCUUGUAGAGUUUUACAUGAUUUUCAAGUGAAGUGGAAAUUCACUUGUUGAUUUUCUAGUCAUCUUAUGGAGUUCACAUACAAUGUGAUUUCUGAGUGAAGCAGAAGGUCACAUGUUGAUUAUCUGAUUAUUUUGAUAUGUCCAUUCAUAUUGUGGUUCCUUUUACAUUUUCUUAAUAGAGUAAUUAUAUUGGUUGGCUAUAUUCUUUAUGUAUAUGAUCAUGAGUUAGAAUUUCAUUGUUUAAUAUAUCUUUUUCUAUGUUUUGCAAACUAUUUUGAAUUAUGAAUGUUGAGUGUGUAAUCUUAGAGGAUAUUCCUCACUGCAAUAGUCAUUGAUGCUACCAAAAC